CUGUAAAAUCAAAAUGGCGGCAACAAAACACAAACAGGAAGUGGAAAGUAAUUCAAAAUAGUAAAUUAUUGUCUAAAAAUAUUUAAAUGUUUAAUUUAGCAACAUGGAAGCUGUUAUAGCAAAUUAUACAGCGACAGUUAAAAUACUGGAUGAUGACUUGGUCCAGGCUAAUGAAAACUUCAAAGGACGUAUGGAAAUUAUGAACAGUAAAAAAAAAAAGAGGGUGAAAAACGUCAUCAAGACAACACUAACGAUGAUGAAGACACCCAUCAAUCCUGAAGAAACAUGCCAUGAUACGACUGAUAAAACUUGGUGGCAACAAUUUAAAGAAUUAAAUUAUCCUGACAAUCAAUGCCUAAAAUUUAUGAGAUGUUCACGUAAAACAUAUAAAUAUUUAAUUGAAGUACUCAGUCCCCACCUUGUACCGAGAAAUCGAGUAUCAAGCGACCAAAGAAAUCCAUUCCAAGGAGUUUCAGUUGACAAACAAGUCGCCUUAGUCUUAUCAAAAUUAACAAACCGGGAUGAUUUAGUAACUCUGUCAUCAAAAUUUGCCGUUCCUAAAACAACAGCACAGAGAAUAGUCCACAAAGUUGUUGUUAAAAUAUGCCAGCAUUUAUUGCCCUUGGUCAUAAAAAUGCCGGACGCCUCAGAAGCCGCUGAAAUAGCAGAGUCAUUUGAAAAGCAAACAAAAUUUCCCCAGAUAAUUGGCCUACUGGACACACUCCACGUCCCAGUUUACAAUGCAUCCGGAAUGGCAAAUGCUUUUGUAAAUUCAAAGCUUUAUUAUUCAUUCAUCGCACAAAUGAUUAUCGACUCGAAAAAUUGUUUCAGAGAUGUUAGUAUCAGACAUCCAGGUGCCACAACCGAUAUUAAAGUCUUAACAGAUUCAAAUAUCUACAGAUUACACAAAAAAGUUAUUCCACCGGAAACACAAAAUAUAAAUGGAUUCAAAAUUCCUUACUGUGUAAUAGGACCAUGUUCUUACCCACUAUUACCAUGGAUAUUAACAGAAUACACGGAGGCAUCAACAGACAGUGAAUUACUAUUCAAUGCCCAGAUCGACACUGCAAGACAGUUGGGUAAAACGGCUAUAAAACGCAUGAGAGCAAGAUUCGAUAUAAUAAAUCACCCGAUAGACAUAAGUAUUAAAGUACUCCCGCAAUUGAUCGGAAGCUGCUUCGCCCUCCACAACAUUUGCGAGCGACUCGGCGAUUUUAUGUCAGAGGAUUGGCUGAAAGCCGCAACGUGCGCCGCAAAUAAUUUUGACCAGCCGGAAAAAGUGCCUUUUGAUGAUAAAAACAUCGAUGAAGUUGCCGGUGAACAACGUGACUGUAUAAAAAAUUAUUUUUCAUCAUUUAAUCUUCUCGAGGAGUCGACAUUCGGCUUCAUGGAUUAUCAAAACAUUGACAUGUUGACUGAAGAAGUUGUAUAAU
Messenger RNA from Microplitis mediator, 1433 nucleotides. RefSeq lists its product as uncharacterized. NCBI's taxonomy places the organism in Eukaryota, Metazoa, Arthropoda, Insecta, Hymenoptera, Braconidae. The record is from RefSeq and is a predicted model, not a curated record. The transcript is spliced from 5 exons. The coding region runs from base 104 to 1432 and encodes 442 amino acids.